Messenger RNA from Myripristis murdjan (pinecone soldierfish), 2428 nucleotides. It is a transcript of the gene aqp11, whose product is annotated as aquaporin 11. Bases 251 to 1069 code for a protein of 272 amino acids. The record is from RefSeq and is a predicted model, not a curated record. Gene Ontology annotation, molecular function: channel activity. Gene Ontology annotation, cellular component: cytoplasm; membrane. The transcript has 3 exons. Lineage: Eukaryota; Metazoa; Chordata; Actinopteri; Holocentriformes; Holocentridae. Gene Ontology annotation, biological process: transmembrane transport.
GCUAUAGGGGCUGCAGCUCAUUUGUUCCCGGCUGCACUCAUCACCCUGCGGGGCAGAGCGGGUGGCAGCAGCCCGGUACAGUUGAGCUCCGUCUGGCGGAAACACACCGGGAGGCAGAGGAGACCAGGCCGUGGAGAGGACAGCUGAACAGCCCCGACGGAAGGAAGCUAGGCAGCCCGGUGAAUCCGCGCCUCCCAGCGGCCAGAGGCACCGAGAGACACCGGGCAGGGAGCGCGGAGCGGCCGCGGAGAUGAGUGCGGACGUGGCGGUGUCUCUGUCGCUGCUCGCGGGGAUCGUCCUGCUGAGCGAGGCGAGCCGCAGGCUGCUGGCCAGGGCUCUGGCGGACACCGGGCUCGCGGUCUACGCGGUGGAGCUCGUGUCCACCUUCCAGCUGUGCUGCUGCACGCACGAGCUGAAGCUGCUGUCCGAGGUGGGCGGGAUCGAGCCACGACUCGCGCUCACUUUGACUUACCUGGCGUCCGUGGUCCACGCGCUCACCUUCAGCGGGGCCAUCGGCAACCCCGCCGGCGCGCUCGAGCACGCGUACCGCUCACGGCUCUCCGGCAGGUGCGCCCUGCAGCGGAUCGCGUGCCAGUUUGCGGCGGCCUGCGUGGCGCGAGCCGCCGUGCCGUUGAUCUGGGGUCUUGGCCUGUCGGGGCUGCACCUGCGGCACAAGCUGCUCGGUUUCCGGUGCGUCAGCCCCAUCCACGCGCCGCUGCCCAAGGCCGCCGCAGUGGAGCUCGCGUGCGCCUUCGCGGUUCAGACGGCGCUCACGCACACGCGCGCGGUUGAGGAGAAGUACCGGGUGCACGCGAUAGCUGCGGUCAUCACAACACUGGUUUAUGCAGGUGGCAGCACAACAGGUGCAGUGUUCAACCCGGCCUUGGCUUUCUCCACCCAGUUCCCGUGCAGUGGGAACUCCUUCCUGGAGUACUGCCUGGUGUACUGGCUGGGCCCGCUGCUGGGUAUGAUGAGCUCGGUGCUGCUGUUCGAUAAGAUCAUCCCUCUGCUGGCAGCGAAGUCGGCCUCGCCUCCCUACCACCCCCUGCAGACCAAGAAGAGGAAGUAAAGAGUCCACUUAAAGGAACAGUUCACCUAAAAUACAAAAAAACAACCCUCUUUUCCCUCUUACCACCUAGUGGAGUCUAUCUAUCGAGACAGUCUCGCUGUGAUUUGGUGAGAUGAAGAACGCAGCAGCAGCGGCUCUCAGAAAACUGUUAUCUGUCCAUGAAUUUGGGCUCCGCAGGAAAUAUUUCCCAACUAAGCAUUUUGUUUCUGAGGACUGUGGGUUAUGUCAGCUAUCCUGUGUUGUUUGCCGGUGAGUUUUUUUUUUUUUUAGGUACAUUUUUGACAUAUUCAGUGCCGCAAACGCCCACUGAGCCCUGUUGUAUUGAGGUGAGGGGAGACAGAUUGGAAACCCCACCAAACCACACAGAAACUCUCUGAAUGGACAGAUUGCACGAGGCAUUAGAGGGAAUAUAUACUGUAGAUAUAUAUUUUGUUUUCUGGAUGAAGAGCUCCUGAAAGCCACAACUGCAGGGAGGAUGGAUGCUUCAUGCAGCUGUUUCAGCACAACUUUACUGUGUAUUUCACACUCAGCCACACACUUCUGAUCUCUGUUUUAUCUUGCUCACCAAACUGCAGUGAUGGCACUUUUUUUUUCUGGAGACUGCAAUCUGAAAGUCUUACUUAAAAUGGACUGUGAUAAUCCAAACCGUCAGUCUGAUUAUGGGAUGAUCUGACCAACAGAGCACACUAAACAGCCGACUCAAGGCUCCAAUACGAGUACACUAUUUUAUAUCAAGGAAGCACACAUAAAUGUUGUUUUUUCCUCUGUGGGUGUUCAUAAUCGUGCGGGCCAGUUUUCAUUUCUCAGAACAGAAAAAUAUUUAGCAUAGUCCAGUGUGUCUGUGUUCCAAAUACCUAAAGGCAGGGAACAAAUACGCCUCACACGCCUCAAAUAUUGAAAACUAAAUAUCAGUACAAGUGUAUUGAUAAUGUGUCACAAGAGGAAGUGUGGCGAUAUAGCGAUGUUUCAAUAUUUCAGUAUUUUGUCCCGCCCCUAAUUCACAUAGCAGCAAAAUGGGAGAAAACUGUAGCCUCACACUACAUUUUUAUUAUUAUUAUUAUUAUUAUUAUUAUUGUUAUAUGCCUGUUGACUGAGUAUUGUAGACUAUACAUCAUGCACACUGAGCCAAGCAUUUAUUCAUGUAUACAGUAUAUAUCUAUAUUUAACAGAACUCUUUACUUGAAGUAGUUAGUUAAUGCCAUUGUCCAGGUGAGGUAGAGAUGUGAGGUUUAGGACGUUUUCCUUUUAUAAAGUGACAUUCCUGAGACGCUCACGGUGGAGUCGUCUCCUGUACGGUUAGUUUCAGCACACAUGUGAGCGGUGCCUUUGAAUCCUCUGAAGAAAACAUGUUUUCUCUUA